GGUGUGAUGUGAUUGACAGGCGGUGUGUGUGACAGACGGAGAGAGGAUCCUGGGCCUGGGGGACCUGGGCUGCUACGGCAUGGGCAUCCCUGUGGGCAAACUGGCACUCUACACGGCCUGUGGAGGCAUGCCACCCCAGCAGUGUCUGCCAGUCAUGCUGGAUGUGGGCACAGACAAUGAGGAGCUGCUGAAGGACCCUCUGUACAUUGGGCUGAGACACAAGAGGAUUCGAGGCCAGGCCUAUGAUGACCUGCUGGAGGAGUUUAUGAAGGCAGUGUCGGACAGGUAUGGAAUGGAUUGUCUUAUCCAGUUUGAGGACUUUGCCAAUACCAAUGCCUUCCGUCUGCUGAGCAAGUACCGUGACCAGUACUGCACGUUCAACGAUGACAUCCAAGGUACUGCUGCAGUGGCUGUGGCCGGCCUACUCGCUGCCCUUCGUGUCACCAAGAGCAAGAUGUCAGACCAUACCAUUGUAUUCCAGGGUGCAGGGGAGGCCGCGAUGGGGAUAGCUGACCUCAUCACGAUGGCGAUGGAGAAGGAGGGACUCCCCAAAGACAAGGCUCUGAGGAAGAUCUGGAUGGUUGACUCCAAGGGUCUCAUCGUCAAGGGAAGAGACCACCUGACCCAUGAGAAGGAGAGGUUUGCCCACGAACACGAGCAGAUGAGAAACCUGGUAGAUGUGGUGCAUGAGCUCAAACCCACAGCCAUCAUAGGUGUGGCAGCCAUCUCUGGAGCUUUCACGGAGGAAAUCAUCAGGGACAUGGCCUCGUUUAACAAGAGGCCGAUCAUCUUCGCUCUUAGCAACCCCACCAGCAAGGCAGAGUGCACUGCCGAGCAGUGCUACACCAUCACAGAGGGGCGGGGCAUCUUUGCCAGUGGCAGUCCAUUUGAACCCGUGACCCUCCCUGAUGGGCGGACGUUCUUCCCUGGCCAGGGCAACAAUGCAUACGUGUUCCCUGGAGUCGGCCUGGGCGUCACCGCCUGUGCAAUCCGACACAUCACCGAUGAGAUCUUCCUCACCACCGCAGAGACCAUUGCUGACCUGGUGACAGAGAAGGAUCUGUCAGAGGGAAGACUGUACCCUCCCCUGAACACCAUCAGAGAUGUCUCUCUCAAGCUGGCCGUGAAGAUCGUGGAGUUUGCCUAUGAGCACAAGUUGGCGACGCUGUACCCGGAGCCUGAGGAUAAGGAGGCUUUUGUGCGCUCCCUGAUCUACAGCCCUGACUAUGACGAGUUUGCUGUGGACUCUUACCGCUGGCCAGAGGACGCCAUGACCAUCCAGUCAUGCAAACUGUGAUGUGGUGGAGAGACUGAGGGCGAGGGACAUGGGGCACAAAGGAGAAGUGAUCCAGGAAGGGAGUGAAGGAGACUACAGAAAUGCAAUAUCAUCAAGACAAUGGUGAUUGUGGUUUUAAUGUAAAAGAGAAAAUAACUUCAUGAAUGUGAUAGAUAUGAGCCAAAAUAGACAUGAUCAAAUAAAAUGGUUUAAAUUAUUGUUAACUUCA
Messenger RNA from Salmo salar (Atlantic salmon), 1505 nucleotides. Lineage: Eukaryota; Metazoa; Chordata; Actinopteri; Salmoniformes; Salmonidae. The record is from RefSeq and is a predicted model, not a curated record.